Molecule: messenger RNA, 1412 nt
Organism: Vitrella brassicaformis
Lineage: Eukaryota; Vitrellaceae
Source: the annotation of a GenBank genome assembly
CUUGUCCUUCUCCUGUUGAGCAGGGCCCAUCAAGCCAUGCUUCCUCAUCAAUGGAUCAUCCUUUCCUUAGCCACCGCUCAUGCUGCCCUUUCAGCAUUCAUGCCGACGGAUGUUCAUCCCCACCAGAAGCGGAUAAAAGGCCGCUUUCUCUCACACCGACGGAAGCAGCGUCCCUCGCGCCUUGCACGGGAGCUGCCAGCAGACGACCAAGCAGACGACGGCAGUCACGAAUCCACCCAUCAUCCAGCGACGAUGCUCGGCCUGGUUGUUGGCCCCCCUGUGCAGCUGAGGCUCGCUGCCGUGAAGAGCGUUGCCGCUGCUGACAAGAUGACGGCCGACGUGUCCACAUCCAAAGGGGAGGCUGUCUUGAGCACGGGAGUUGUGAUGAGUUACUUGAGGACAGAGCCGGCUGUGAGGGAUCCACGCAAGCCUCCUCUGGUUUUCGUGCAUGGCUCAUUCCAUGGCGCAUGGUGCUGGGCGGAGCACUGGAUGCCGUACUUCUCUCAGCUGGGCUAUGAGUGCAUCGCCAUCAACCUGCGCGGCACUAGCGGCACUCCCGUUCCUGCCUCUGAGGAAGAAAUCAGGUCCAUCAAGAUAGAGAGGCAUGUGGAGGACGUGGCUGAUUUGCUUCGCAAGACGGUGCCUGAUGGCAACGUGGUGCUCAUUGGACACUCGUUCGGCUCGAUGACCAUCCUGAAGCUCCUGGAGCAGGGACUGGUGAGCCCGAAGGGUGUGGCAUUGGCGUGUUCAGUUCCGCCAUCCGGAAAUGGGCCCAUGACUGUGCGCUUCAUCCUCCGAAGUGUCGUGGACGCCGUCCAGAUCGUUCGGGGGUGAGAGAGAACGUAGAGAGAAGGGAGGGGGGGAGCAGAGGAUGCGUCACCUUCUCCCUUGCUGUCUGCGGUGGCCAUGGAUCAGGUUUGUGUUCAAGCAGGCGAUGACGUCCUGUGCUCUGGCACGGCAGCUCUUCUUCGACUCAGACAUGCCCGAGGAGAAGGUGGAAGCCUACCGCAAGCUCUUCUGCCUUGACGGACAAGUAACAAAGCUAACCACCGAACCGUCCACACAUCACAUGUCACGAUAUACGUGUCUGUCUGUCUGUCUGUGUCUUCAGAUUGGCCUCGACGUGCGUUCGCUAUCCGGCAGUCUCCCCUCCCGCCAGGCCCUCCCCUCCGGCCGUGCAUCGUGGCUCGACGAAUCGCUGCCGCGACUGGUCAUGGGCACGCGCCAAGACUACAUAGUUGAUGGGCAGGGAGUGGAAGAGACGGCCAGGUUCCUGGGCACGGAUGCCGUCAUGCUGGAUGGGGUGCCGCAUGAUGUUAUGCUGGCGUCGGGGGACAGGUGGCGGGCGGGGGCCGAGGCAAUCGCCGAGUGGCUGGAGGGGAAGGUUGUUGCAAGGGCACCAGACAGAUGAG